ACGAGGAAGUGGAUUGACAACACGUUAGCUGAAAGCGCCUAGCAAAACGUUAGCUUACGUCGUUUUUGAAGAAUACUGGCGACGUUUUGUGCGUAAAACUGACUCAAGCGUUAAACAACAACACUGUGCAAAACCUCCGCUUACAUUUAAGUACAAUUAUCUACGCAGUGGAUGGUGGAGCGAGCCGGGGACGCGAGCAACGCUGCAGCCGGGAAGGAAGACAUGUCCGCCGGCUUCCCCACUCCCGUGUCCUCCCAUGCGGGACGGGGACACUUCCGGGACGUGUACGAGCCCGCGGAGGACUCCUUCCUCCUGAUGGACGCGCUGGAGAAGGACGCCCGGCGGCUGCAGACGAUCAGCCCGGAUGUGUGUGUGGAGGUCGGCAGCGGCUCCGGAGCGGUGUCCGCCUUCCUGGCCUCGGUGGUCGGACCCUCAGCGUUACACAUUUGCACUGAUGUGAAUCCUGCAGCUGCGCAGUGCACAGAGAAGACAGCCUCCUGCAACAGUGUGUCACUCCAACCUGUCAUCACAGACCUGGUGGAGUGUCUUCUCCCCCGGCUGCGUGGCCAAGUGGACGUCCUCCUCUUCAACCCUCCCUACGUGGUGACGCCAUCAGAGGAGGUGGGGAGCAGAGGUAUCGAGGCCGCCUGGGCAGGUGGGACGCGAGGACGGGAAGUCACGGACAGAUUCCUCCCCCUGGUGACGGAGCUGCUGUCCACCACAGGGUUGUUUUACCUCAUCACCAUCGCCGAGAACGAUCCAGAGGACAUCAUCCGCUUCCUGGGGAAACGUGGCCUGGAGGGAGAGUCCUGCUUGUCCACGAGAGCUGGAAACGAGAGGCUGUCAGUGCUUCGCUUCCACAGGAGACAAACGUGAGACGAGGAAUUCUGAGCUGUCAAAGAAGAGACUGGACGGAUUAAGACUCUUGGAUUUUACGGGGACAAUCGUUUAGAUUCAGACCGAGUGGGAGGAGCUUCUGCUGUAAACAUGCUGACAUGACAACUGUAUGCAACACUGUAACAGACAUUUUAAUAAUGACGGACAAGAAUUCACUACAAGCAGUACAAGCUAAUUCCAGUGCAGGCAUUAUUACAAUCGUAACAUUUCUUAAAAGAUAAUAUUGGAAUGUCAUUUUCAUUUUCAAGUACGAUGCUUCUUUACACUAGAAGUUGAAAUGCUACUUUCAUCCUAACUGGACCCGAUGAUGCAAAGGACAGUUUGAAGUGGAGGGAAACAUUUUCUAUUCCUUUCCCACUUGUUUUGUACAAUAAAGUUUUAGUGUUACACA
Molecule: messenger RNA, 1288 nt
Organism: Limanda limanda (common dab)
Lineage: Eukaryota; Metazoa; Chordata; Actinopteri; Pleuronectiformes; Pleuronectidae
Gene: hemk2
Product: N-6 adenine-specific DNA methyltransferase 1
Exons: 6
Coding region: 172-876 (234 amino acids)
Biological process (GO): methylation
Cellular component (GO): eRF1 methyltransferase complex
Molecular function (GO): protein methyltransferase activity; nucleic acid binding; S-adenosylmethionine-dependent methyltransferase activity
Source: RefSeq, a predicted model, not a curated record